This is a messenger RNA of Geodia barretti, 894 nucleotides long. The record is from the annotation of a GenBank genome assembly. Lineage: Eukaryota; Metazoa; Porifera; Demospongiae; Tetractinellida; Geodiidae.
AUGGCCGACGUAAUUUUCAUCGGACUUAGUCUUUCGUCCAUUCUGCUGUUGGUCGCUCUCGGGCUCGCCAUCACCUACGGCACCAUGGGUGUCAUCAAUAUGGCGCAUGGCGAGCUCGUCAUGAUCGGCGCCUACGUCACCGUUCUCUGCCAAACCCAUUUCGGCCUGCAUUUUCUCCUGUGCAUCCCGGUCGCCUUCGUCGUUACCGGUGCAUUCGGCUACGCCAUCGAGCGCUUUGUGGUGCGAAGACUGUACGGCCGCCUGUUGGAUACGUUGCUCGCGACAUGGGCGCUUGCGAUCAUCAUCCAGCAGGCCAUUCGCCUCGAAUUCGGCGCCGCGUUCGCGGGAUUGCAUAUCGAUGGUCUGGGGCCGGGUCUGCAGAAUGUCCCGGUCCCCUCGUUCUUCCGGGAAACAUUUCUGGUCGGCGACUUCGUGGUCCAGCCCUACCGGAGCUUCAUCAUCGUCCUCACGAUCGGGCUGUUCAUUCUGACCUGGUGGCUGAUCUUCCAUACCUCUUUCGGCAUGCAGUUGCGCGCGGUGUCGCGCAAUCGGGGCAUCGCGUCCUGCUGCGGCAUCGACGACAAGAAGAUCAACGCGUGGACCUUCGCCUACGGCUCCGCGCUGGCCGGCGCGGCCGGCGUGAUGCUGGCCGGCUUCAAGACGGUCUCGCCCAGCAUGGGAACGCCGUUCGUGAUCGACGGCUUCCUGGUCGUGGUCAUGGGCGGCGUGGGCAGCCUCUUCGGCACGCUCGGCUCGGCCGUGAUCCUGGGCGAGGUCCAGGGCUGGGUCGCGAGCCUGCUGAAUGACGUCCUCGCGCGGGCAAUCGUGUUCGGUGUCAUCAUCGUGGUCAUCAUCCUGCGGCCCCAGGGCUUGUUCUCCCGUCGGGGGCGUUGA